Molecule: messenger RNA, 1116 nt
Organism: Conger conger (European conger)
Lineage: Eukaryota; Metazoa; Chordata; Actinopteri; Anguilliformes; Congridae
Product: serine/threonine-protein kinase N2-like
Exons: 10
Coding region: 1-1116 (371 amino acids)
Biological process (GO): protein phosphorylation
Molecular function (GO): ATP binding; protein serine/threonine kinase activity
Source: RefSeq, a predicted model, not a curated record
AUGGCUGCUGUUGGAGACUUGGAUGUCAUUGAUGAUCAGGAGGGUAAGGAAGAGAAGCCACUUCUGGUUCGAAUGACUCUUGAGGAUUUCAUCUGCAUCGCUGUUCUAGGGUGUGGGAGUUUUGGGAAGGUGCUCCUUGCAGAAUACAAGAAGACUCAGAAAUUAUUUGCCAUCAAGGCUAUAAAGAAGAGAGAGCUUGUGACAAACGACAAUGUGAACCGACUGUUGUGUGAGCAGAGGAUCUUGGAGCUUGUGACCAGGGCCCGCCAUCCCUUCCUCAACCACAUGUUCGCCUGUUUCCAGACCGAGCUGCACACCUGCUUUUUACUGGAGUAUGCAGCUGGAGGCGACCUGUUGACCCAUUCAGAGAAUGGGUCAAUGUCUGAACCUCGCACCCUAUUUUAUUCAGCUUGUGCUGUCCUUGGAAUAGAGUUUCUGCACUCGCAGAACAUAGCACACAGAGAUAUCAAACUUUCUAACAUGCUGUUGGAUGCUGAGGGGUACCUGAAAAUUGCCGACUUUGGACAUUGCAAAGAAAAUAUGGGAUUCAGAAACUAUGCCGACUCCAUGACUGGUACCGUGGAAUACCUCGCCCCAGAGAUGUUCACAGAUAAGAUAUACACACGGGCAGUGGACUGGUGGGCUCUGGGUGUGUGCAUAUACGAGAUGCUGGUUGGGAAGACGCCAUUCGGUACCGACGAUGACAGGAGAACACGCUACAUGAUAAUCACUGCACGUGUCGUCUUCCCAAAGUUCCUCUCCAAAGAAGCAGUCCAGAUUAUCCAACAGCUGACAUUUAAGGAGCCACGGACUCGCCUCGGCUCUGGGGCGAGGGGCGAGGAGGCUGUGAAAAAUCAGUGCUUCUUCAGAGACAUAUCCUGGGAAGACUUGCUGGCCAGAAGGAUCAGGCCACCCUGGGUGCCCACCAUUAUGGGCCGCACGGAUGUCAGUAACUUUGACCCCCAUUUCACUGUGGCCUCCCCUAAUUUGACGCCACCCGUGGACCCCACGACCCUGACUGAAGAGGAGCAGCUGUUGUUUGAGAGCUUCGAUGUUCCGUUCUUUGCGCUCAGAGAGAGCGAUGUGUCCGGUACAGUGAGUGUAGUGUCUGGGUGA